UUGUGUGUGAAAGAGAGAGAGAGAGAGAGAGAGAGAGAGAGAGCUGUGAAUCCAGACCCAUCUUCUUCUUCUUCUUCUCUGUUGUUGUUGUUGAUGUUGUUGUGUUGUGUUGUGUCGUGUCAGUUGUGUGUGUGUUUAUACUAGAUUAAGAUUAAGUCUUGUCUCCCCCAUUCGAUCAGAGCCACCUGAAUUGUAGACCGGCCGAGGUUGUUGUUGUUGAAUCGAACUCGGUUCGUUGGUUGUUGUCUGUCCGAGUGUUGGUCGUGGCCGUACAAUGGAGAGGUACGGUCGGAACAACACGGAAGGGUCGGAGUCGGAUCCAUCGCCGGAGUGGACCGCUCCGGGACCCGAGACCGGGCUGGAAGAAUCCAUGUGGCAGUUGGGCCUCGGACCCGGAGAAUCGUACCCGGAGCGACCCGACGAGGCCGAUUGCAGUUACUAUCUCCGGACUGGGAUUUGUGGCUACGGCUCUAGGUGUCGGUACAAUCACCCCCGUGAUCGUAGCGCGGUUACCGGAGCUCUGAGAGCUGGGGUUGUGGAGUACCCGGAGCGGGUGGGGCAGCCUGUGUGCCAGUAUUAUAUGAGGACGGGGACGUGCAAAUUUGGUGCCACUUGUAAGUAUCACCACCCUAAGCAGGGAGGAGGCUCGGCAUCCCCUGUAUCACUAAAUUACUAUGGAUACCCAAUGCGGCUGGGUGAAAGAGAGUGUUCGUACUAUGUCAAAACUGGACAGUGUAAGUUUGGUGCAACUUGUAAAUUCCAUCAUCCACCACUGACUGGCACACAAUCUCAAGUGCCAUCACAAGCCCAAGCUUCAAUUGUACCUGCGCCCACAAUGUAUCAAACUGUGCAAUCUCCAUCCGUUUCCUCACAGCCAUAUGGAACAGUAAUGGUUGCAAGACCUCCUUUGCUCCCUAGCUCAUACGUUCAAAGCCCCUAUGGUCCGAUGCUGAUUCCCCCUGGAAUAGUUCCUUUCUCUGGUUGGGGUCCAUAUCCGACUGGUGCAAGCCCAUUAGCUUCUCCUAGUACUCAAACCACUGUUGGUUCAGGGGCACUUUAUGGGAUAAAUCAACUAUCUUCUUCAGCGCCUGCAUAUACAGGAAUCUUUCCAACUGUACCUUUUUCUCUUGGUCCUCCAACCACUAGCCAGAAGGAGCAAUCUCAUCCUGAAAGACCUGGCCAAGCAGAAUGUCAGUAUUACUUGAGAACGGGGGAUUGUAAAUUUGGGUCCUCAUGUAGAUAUCAUCACCCAGCAGAAGUUGUUGCACCAAAAACGCCUGUUGCCCUUAGCUCAGUUGGUCUUCCAUCGCACCCGGGUGCACCACUUUGCACUCACUAUGCACAACGUGGAGCAUGCAAGUUUGGGUCAUCAUGCAAAUUUGACCACCCAAUGGGAACGCUCAGUUACAGUCCAUCAGCGUCUUCUGUCACUGAUAUGCCAGUUGCACCCUACCCAGUGGGAUCCUCAAUAGGUAUGCUAGCCCCAUCAUCCUCAUCGUCAGAGUUGCGGCCUGAACUCAAUUCAGGCACAAGCAAGGACUCAGUUUCUGCCAGAAUGUCUUCUUCACUGAGCACUGUUAGUGGAUCAGUUGGCUCCACUGUUUCUAAGGAUGAUGUUGCCCAUUUGGGUGAUCAACAGUCUGCUCAGGUUUCUGGUCCUUCAACUACCAGUGACAACGGUACAGAGUCUCAUAGUUCAAGUUAAGCAAGGUCCAGGGACUUUCCAUUGUCCUUUUUUGAUCAACUUUUCAACGAAAACAUCAUUUUUCUUUUGCAAGUCCUCCAACAGAGGCUUCAUAUCUCACUGGCUCAGCAUACCUCAGUUACGUUCAUCUGUGUGGCAUAUCAUCUCUAUAUGGCCCUUCCCUUUUAUCUUGAAUAAGCAUUGGCCAACCUUCAAAAGUUUAGCAAACCCAUAUAGUUCCAUCUUGCUCAUUAAUAACCAAGAAGAAAGCUUCCAUUAGGCAAUUUUAUCUCCAGUUCUCUGAUUUGGAGUGUGUUUUCAUCUGUACUCCAGCUCUGUCCAGAAUGAAAAGAUUAGUUCCAGUCUUUGUGCUUCCACAUUGACCGUGUAUUCACGAGUUUUCUUUCAAAUUGGGGAACAUUCGUUCAGUUCAACUUGGGAAUUUGAAUUCAUGUAAACCCCCACUUUUUGUCCAAGGUCUAUAUUGAGAACAGAGAAGUAAUUCAAAGACCCAAGGAGGCAUCAACAAUGCUACUUUAUAAGGGCUUAGAUACAUAGUUAUGUUGUGUCAAUGAAAUGCUCGACCAUGUUAUUGAUAAAUUUAUUAUGAAAUACAAAGUAUAUGAAGAGGCACUAUUGACUGUAUAAUUAUAAGCUCUCUUCCUGAUCAUAUUCUUGCUUUCACA
Molecule: messenger RNA, 2370 nt
Organism: Argentina anserina (silverweed cinquefoil)
Lineage: Eukaryota; Viridiplantae; Streptophyta; Magnoliopsida; Rosales; Rosaceae
Product: zinc finger CCCH domain-containing protein 34
Exons: 7
Coding region: 275-1705 (476 amino acids)
Molecular function (GO): mRNA binding; metal ion binding
Source: RefSeq, a predicted model, not a curated record